GGGGAGGGGUUUACAUGGGUUUCUACUUAUUUAUAUACGAAAUCACAGCUAACUAAGUGGUUACAUGAUCUUGUAGUCAUCUAUAUUCAAUGCUCUAGCCAGUUACAUAUCUUAGUAUUCAUCUGUUUAUGAUAUUAUCGAGCUUGCUUGACCAUUACAUAAUUUUGUAGUCAUGUACACUCGAUAAUACCGAAGCUGGCAAGCUAUAUAAACUUUAAUAAUCUAUAUCUAGUCAUACAAUGAAUGCGACUUGGCCAUUACAUAAUAUUGUAGUCAUCUAUACUCUUGACACUUUUUAAGGUUGAUGGGACUACACAAAGUUUUGUAGUGCUUUAUACUCGAUAUUUUUGUAACUGUCCGGGUAUUUAUUUAUAAUUUUUCAUCAUGCAGAACGUAUGCUUGACACGUUGAUUAGGACGUGUCUCGCGAUGGUUGUGUGCAUGAAAUUGAUCGAACACAUGUCAUGUGUCAAAUGUAAAUAAAUACCGGCCUAUCCUCCCCUUCACGGUAGAGGGAUUUCUUCUGCUAGUAAUGCACUUUAUAGAUGGUUUUAAUUUAUACUUAAGAGUGUUUCUUUGUUGCUGGUGAUGAUGUCUGGUACGAUUUUUAAGAGGGACAGAAGAUGGAAAAUCAAAAGAUCGUUGGUGAGUUUGACAAAAGACAGGCUUGCGGCCAGGACCAAAAAUGGAGAGAUCCCGAUCCGAGCCUGCUGUGAACAAGAAACAGAGAUUGAUCAUGUCACACAAACAAAAUACACACAAGAACUCAUUAACAGAACGGUAGUACUACCCAUUCAUUACGAUGUCAGAACCUCAUUUAACCAUUCAUUAUUAUGUGAAGAAAUCAUCUGCAAAAGGAAGAGCCUUGUUUCUCUGUCCUUUCUUUGCUUGGAUGAAGAGCAAACAAGGGGUGCAGCUAGAUAAAGUGCUCAAUGUGCAGAUAAUUCGUGCGCUGGAUGUGCUUUGGAUGCGGAGACGAGACGAGCAUGCUAGGCUAAGUAUGUUAGGGAAGGAGGAUGUGCCGGCUUUCAUCUCUUUCAGCAGGCGCAGAGGCUGCUGCCCCCCAUCUUGCAAUUGGAUGCAAAUAUCAAAUCUAGGGGCGAUCAGAGCCAUAUAUGCAUGACUUGUUUGGCAUUUACAAUACACUGAGAGAAGUGUGCGGAGAUGAGAAGCGAUAGUGCCACAUCAGCGGCCACCUCGUGUUAGACGGUUCGUCCACAUAUCCGGAAACAAAAUGGAUCCGGAUAUGGGUGCCAUCUGAGACUGGUUAACAGUCUACUACUACUACUAUUUUAGUGUUGUACUACUAUUUAGAGUUUUUUGUUUACAUAUAAAGUUUAUACUUUGAGCGAUAGUUUGUAUAGAUGAAAAUAAGAUACGUUAAAGGAGGAACGUUUACUUUGAAGGAUUAGUCUUGAUAGAUAAAAAUAGUAAGGUUAAUCAUUUGUUUAUUUUGAUGGAUUGAAAUUUUGGGAUAUUUCAAGAUCCUUGAUUAUUUUUA
This is a messenger RNA of Salvia miltiorrhiza (redroot sage), 1500 nucleotides long. RefSeq lists its product as uncharacterized. The coding region runs from base 588 to 923 and encodes 111 amino acids. NCBI's taxonomy places the organism in Eukaryota, Viridiplantae, Streptophyta, Magnoliopsida, Lamiales, Lamiaceae. The record is from RefSeq and is a predicted model, not a curated record. The transcript is spliced from 4 exons.